CUUUGGACGUACUUUUUUUUUCAUUUUAGAAAUUCGACACUUUGUAACUACUUCGACAGUAUUACGAAAACCCACCGACGACCUGGUUUAAACAAAUAGUACCUUCAUCCGUUGAGUUUCCGACAUACCCUACAAAGCAAACGACAACCAACAUAUCAUCAUGGUCACCACAGUCAUUCCCUCCACCACCAACAAAUUCUCUUCCGUGGUCAUGACGGCUCAAGGUCUUUUCUUGUUGGGCAACGGUGUUUACCUCUUGUUCAACCCAUUUCAACCUUCUUUGGAUCCUGCCGGAGUGUUUUACAACACCCCUGUUCCGGUUAUCAGGGCGUUUAGCAUGACAUCUUUGACCAUCGGGAGCAUGUAUUUACAAUCCGUCUACCAACGCAACCGGGACGCAAUGUUGUUGAGCGUUUUUGGGAGAGGUGUGGCGGUGACGGUAUUUUUCUGGACGAACGGAGGGGCCUGGAAGAAUGUCGCCCUCUUCGAAGGGGCCAUGGGUCUCCUGACAGGCUUGAGCCUCGCCUUUUAG
Molecule: messenger RNA, 532 nt
Organism: Exophiala oligosperma
Lineage: Eukaryota; Fungi; Ascomycota; Eurotiomycetes; Chaetothyriales; Herpotrichiellaceae
Exons: 2
Coding region: 161-532 (123 amino acids)
Source: RefSeq, a predicted model, not a curated record